ACUAUUGACGUUUGCCUUUAUAAACCAGGAAGAAGUAGCCUCUUCGUAUAUUAAUUCUAAACGAAAGUAGAAACGGAGGGAUAUUAUCACGAGGAACAGUGAAACGCAAUCAUUGAAAACCAGCCUAUCACACAUUUUAAGGUGCCGAAAUGGUGAACUGCUGUGGAUUGAUAACUGUCAAGAAUGAACCAGUGCCUCUGAAGAGUAUUGCUGUGGAAGUGAGUGUCCAGGGGCAUGUGGCCACUGUGAGCUCCACUCUGCAGUAUGAGAACCAGGAGGAGAGCCCUCUGGAGGCCAUCUUUGUUUUCCCUCUGCCAGGAGAGGCUGCUGUCUGCAGGUUCAGCGCCAAGAUAGGACAGACUGAGGUGGUGGCUGAGGUUCAGGAGAAACAAAAGGCGCGGGAGCAGUAUGAUGAUUCGUUGAGCUCGGGCCAGCAGGCCUUCCUAUUGGAGGAGAGUGAUGAGAGCCCGGAUGUGUUCAAGCUGAGUGUAGGUAGUCUGCCUCCAGGGGAGAAGGCCUCUGUCAGCCUAGACUAUGUGACAGAGCUGGCUGUACAGGCUGACGAUGGCCUGAGGCUCUGCCUGCCCGCCGUGCUCAACCCCCGCUAUCAACCCCAGGGGUCAGACAGUGGUAGUGGUGGCAGUGCCCUGGUGUCCUCGGUGCCUGCUGCUUCUGUGCCCUACAGUCUGUCCCUCAGUGCCCGUGUGUCGUCCCCUCAUCCCAUCUGUAGAGUAGAGUCCAACUGUCCCCUGGACCCACUCAACUACCUCAACACAGAGAAAACCCAAGCCACGGUCAGUCUGGCUGCAGGUCAUCAAUUUGACCGGGACGUUGAGCUGUUGUUGUAUUACCAAGACACCCAUCAGCCUACUGCUAUAGUAGAGGCAGCACAGACUUCUGCCAUGCCAGGCUCUCUGAUGGGCGACCCAGUGGUCAUGCUGAGCCUGUACCCAGAGUUCCCCAACGAUGUGAUGUCAUCGAUGACCUCACUCGGGGAAUUCCUUUUUGUUGUGGAUCGCUCUGGCAGCAUGUCAUUCUCCAUGCACAAUGGGUCUGGGGCUCAGGACCGCAUUGGCAGUGCCAGGGAUACUCUGCUGCUCUUGCUGAAAAGCCUGCCAAUGGGGUGCUACUUCAACAUCAUCGGCUUUGGGUCCAGUUAUGAGUCCUUCUUUCCUAAGAGUGUGGAGUACAGCCAGAAGACCAUGGAUGAGGCUCUGCAGAAGGUGAAGGCAAUGAGGGCUGACCUGGGAGGUACAGAGAUCCUCCAGCCUUUAAAACAUAUCUACAGCCAGCCCUGCCUCCCCGACCAGCCCAGACAGCUCUUCUUGUUCACUGAUGGUGAGGUGGGGAACACCAAGGAAGUCCUGGAUCUGGUGAAGGCAAAUGCUGGCUCUCACAGGUGCUUCUCCUUUGGGAUUGGAGAGGGGGCCAGCUCUGCUCUCAUCUCUGGGGUGGCCAAGCAGGGCGGAGGGCACGCACAGUUUAUCACAGGACAGGACAGGAUGCAGCCCAAAGUAAGAGAGUCCCUCCGGUUUGCCCUGCCGCCGGCUGUGGUGGACAUCUCAGUCAAGUGGAAUGUCCCAAAGGGGGUGUCUGUCACCCCUCUGUCUCCACCAAUCAGAGUGCUCUUCCAGGGUCAAAGGGCACUGCUGUAUGCCCAGCUCACUGGGAAGAGCUCAGGGGACACAGAGGGCUCAGUGACAGUGAAGUACAGCCUAGCUGAGCAGCCUGUUGAGAACCAGCUGAGCUUCAGUCUCAAGCCUACAGAGGACACUGGACUGACCGUCCACAGGCUGGGGGCUCGAACCCUGAUCCGCUUCCUGGAGAUGGAAGAGAGACAGGGGGAUGGGGAGAAGGGAGUGAAAGAGAAGGUGGUAGAGCUCAGUGUUCAAUCAGGAGUGAGCAGUGCCUUUACUGCCUUCAUCGCUGUCCACAAAGUAGAUGGAGAGGCUGUGCAAGGACCGAUGCUACGCAGACAAGUCCCCACGCCAAUGUUGUGUCAGAGAUCCAGGACCAUGUCCUUGCUGCGUAGCUCGGCUAUGCCAGGGAGGAUGCAGGGUAGUAUGGCUAUGCACCAGAGGAUGUACAGGGGUCUAAAGGGAGCUUUACUGGGAAAAGACUCUGGUGAUGAUGUAUCAGACUCUGACAUAAACUACAGAGGGUAUAUGGGUUUUCGUCGUCCGAGGAAGAGGAAUGGGACGAAAGUGCAGCGUGACUCUGACUGUCCAGCCCCAGCCUCUGAUCCUGCAAUGGACCCUCUCCUCCAGCUGAUCUCCCUCCAGAAGGCCUCUGGUUCCUGGGUCCUGGAGGCAGCGUUGGCUGAGGUGCUGGGGAAGACUGAGGAGGAGGUGGCCAAGCCAAAGCCUGCACCGGUGGACCAGGAGGUGUGGGCCACGGUUCUAGCCCUGGUAUGGCUCUAUGGGUUCAAGAUGGAGGCUCAGGAGGAGUGGCAGUUUCUGGCCAUGAAGGCAGUAUCAUGGAUCCAGGCUCAGAAAGCAGCCAGUGUGUCCGAGUGUGUCCAGGCUGGGAACACCCUUCUGGGUUGCCAGGUGCAGAAAGAAACCCUGGGAUUCUGAGACGUUCACCCUGGCUGUCCCCCACAUUCCUGCUACUCUACCUGGGGUAAGAUAUACAUGCAAACCCACCUGCUCCUGGUCCCCUCCUCAAAGCAACAUGGUGGAACUAGCUACUGUACUGGUCUGAACAAGCCUAAUUAUCAACCUCUUACCUAUAUUAGCCUACUGUCAUUUAAUGUAGGGGCACUUAUGUAUCUCAAUGUAUUGGUUGUUAUUAACAUAUCAACAUGAAUCUAUGUAUUACAUAUACAGCUAUACUUGUUAGACUUUGCUUUGGUUAUCAAUUCCAUAAAGCCUACUGGAAACAAUGUGUUAACAGUACUUGUCAUCACUAACCAAAAUGCUUGGUAAAAUGGAAAGCAAGAUGAGUGCCUUUCCUAGUGCCUUUACUGUGUGAUCAUGUAACACUGUCUAUAUUCAUGUAUUUCCUCAUAUUUUACCACUGUACUUAAAUCAUAUGAUAAAAUCAAUGAUAUUCUA
Molecule: messenger RNA, 3056 nt
Organism: Salvelinus fontinalis (brook trout)
Lineage: Eukaryota; Metazoa; Chordata; Actinopteri; Salmoniformes; Salmonidae
Product: von Willebrand factor A domain-containing protein 5A-like
Exons: 20
Coding region: 150-2576 (808 amino acids)
Source: RefSeq, a predicted model, not a curated record